AUGAGUCCUUCUGCCCUCUACAGGGUAUAUUGGUCACUGAACGCAACCAAGUCACCUCAGUUUGCCAAUUUAUAUUUGAGUAAUAUCGACCAGCCCGCAAUAAAUAAAUAAAUAGAUAAAUAAAUAAACAAACAAACACAUAAAUAAAUGGGUCACUAAAGCGAUAACAUUCACAUCCUUUGACCGUUAAAUGUUGUUUGACGUCAUGCUCGCUACAAAUUAGUGGGUUGAAUUUAGUUGUACAUUUUGCCACCCAUUUACAAUGAGCAGUGUCAUUAAAGGUCAGGAAAAUAAAACCUGUGAGUCAAACCAACAUGAGGACAACAUUUCCAGUGAGGAAACCCUUUCUCCGAGAGCGCAGAUUAUUCGAUCAAAACUCAUCAACAUGGCAGAUCUCUGCGAUCUUCUCCCAGAGCGCGAGGAGCACAAAGACAAACCACAACACAGCGUCAAGGAUGUGACUGAUCUGGAGCGAUACACCAGUCUGGAGAAUGAAUAUAAUCACUUGGUGAGGUUUGAAAUCAGUCGCCACAGAAAAGACAGCAUUACCCUGGAGCAACGCAGACUGAACCGUGUGCUGAACCGCCAUUCCAGAUAUCCUCCUCUGAAUAUGUUUGCACACUGGAUCUUAGAGAGUAGUCUGUUUAAAGCUCUCAUGCUUGUCCUUGUCAUUUUGAAUGUUUCUUUACUAUCAGUAGAAGCAGAGUUUCAUGACUAUAAGGAUCCAAGCAUAGACAUCCUUUUGGUGGUUCUACAACUACUGAACUGGUCUAUACUACAAGUUUACGUUUUAGAAAUCAUCCUGAAGUGGCUGGACGAUUUCUGGCUGUUUUGGAAAAGUCCAUGGAACGUCUUUGAUUUUGCUGUGACUCUGAUGCCUGUUCUUCCAGCGAUUGUCCCCGAGACCUUCAGAGGUGCGUUAAUAUCGCAAAAAUUUUUGAAACUUCUCGUCCAGUUUCGCGUCCUCCGAUGUUUGAAGAUUGUUUCCAGAUUCCAGGAUAUUCGUCUUAUGUUGCAGAUAAUCUACCAUGCAUGUGGGACCGUGAAGUUGAUAUUUCCAGUGUUGGUAAUGAGCUUUUUAGUUUUUGCUGUGUUUGGAGUAGUUCUGUUCGAAAAAUACACCGACUCCAACGUUGAAGGUCUGCUCUACAAGAAGGAUUUCAAAGAUUUAUCCAGUGCGUUCAUCACACUCUUCAGUAUUUUUACCUUUGAGCACUGGCUUGAUUUACUAAAAGACAUUCAGAGAGUUCCAGAGCUAAACCAUCAACUCUGUGGAUUGUUCAUUAUGGUGUGGUUUGUUUUUGGAGCCUUGAUGACCUGUGUUUUUAUGACCCUUAUAAUUGAUGACUUUCAGGAAAUUCGUAACAAUCUCUCCAAAGAGGUGCAACAAUUGCAAAUCCUGCGCAGAGCAGAGAUGUUCAAAGCAAGUCAUAUGGGGGCGAUAAGCCAAACAAACCAACUGAAGGACCACAAACCUGUCAAAGAUGAGGAAGAACAACCAAGUCCAAAUGUUAAUUUGGACGGCCAUACCUCGAGACAUGAGCUGGAGUGGGACAUGGGUCUGGAAGCGUUUAUUCAGGCUGCUGAGUUUCAGGACGACUGUGAGACAGAGUGCUGGCGUGAAGACAAUCUCCACAGGUACUUCGAGCUGAUGGAAAAGCUCCAGCGCAACCUAGAGGAGAUGGACCGGCUCCAGGAUAUAUUCGUUCAGGCUUUCCUUAACCUGCAUGAAUGCUGAGAAAAGUAAGAAGAAUGCAUCAGCAAACCAACUCUGUGACUUCUGUUCUCCGUCACAAACACUGGAUGGGGGACUUAGAUGUUUUUUUUUCACACAGUUUACACUCAUUUCUAAAAUGUAUAUAGUUUAAAUACUUUCUAAAAUGACAUCAGUAGACAUUAGUAACAUUUGUAUUGGUAAGAUAAUAAACCUUUUCAUCUUUAUGAUAUAUUGUAAUGAUACCUGCUUGUUGGCAAUUGACUGU
Molecule: messenger RNA, 1982 nt
Organism: Sinocyclocheilus rhinocerous
Lineage: Eukaryota; Metazoa; Chordata; Actinopteri; Cypriniformes; Cyprinidae
Product: cation channel sperm-associated protein 2-like
Exons: 10
Coding region: 263-1738 (491 amino acids)
Biological process (GO): monoatomic ion transport; sperm capacitation; transmembrane transport
Cellular component (GO): CatSper complex; membrane
Molecular function (GO): calcium-activated cation channel activity
Source: RefSeq, a predicted model, not a curated record